This is a messenger RNA of Aphanomyces invadans, 1693 nucleotides long. RefSeq names its product methionyl-tRNA formyltransferase. The record is from RefSeq and is a predicted model, not a curated record. Gene Ontology annotation, biological process: biosynthetic process; conversion of methionyl-tRNA to N-formyl-methionyl-tRNA. The transcript has 12 exons. Gene Ontology annotation, cellular component: mitochondrion. The coding region runs from base 281 to 1693 and encodes 470 amino acids. Gene Ontology annotation, molecular function: methionyl-tRNA formyltransferase activity. Lineage: Eukaryota; Oomycota; Saprolegniomycetes; Saprolegniales; Verrucalvaceae.
CCGUCCCCUCGUCUGGCGUCGUUGCGACGACAACGUGCGACGAUGCCCACCAACCGUACGUUGACAUUGAAGUCAACGUCAAUGUCGACGUUGGACUCGGACCGACGAACGCCGUCCGUUUGGACGAAGUCAAGGCAAGCCCCACGACAAGGUAUGGAGCCAAGAGACGCACUCGAACUGCACGACCUCGAGGUUGCAUGGCCAGGCGAUCCCAUUCCAACCUCGCGUGGCGUCGGCUCGUGAGUCGAGUCAAAGUCUUUUUGUCCUUGCUUCGUUCACGAUGGCUGACACGUCCAGCAUUCAGCUCGACGCAUUGUCGGUGGUCCAUGCCGUGGUGUUGGUGCUGGUUGGUUACGCCUGCCUGCAGCUUGGCCUGCUUGUUCUCGACGGCUCCUUCAUGCAUUUGCUCUUGUCCGAGGGUCGCAUCGUGGUGGCUCCUUUGUCCAAGAGAAUUCAGAGCCACGGUUUGUCCGAUGCGGUCAAGUUUCGUUCGAGUGUACACACGUCGACGACGAUUCGACUGCCUGUGGCAACGACCGUCCAGCCUGGACAGUUGACCGCUCUGCCCUCCUUGCCUCAUGACAUCCCCAUGGUUCAGUCGGCGGUGGCGCCACCGACAGGACUCCGCGUGCUCUUUUUUGGAACGGAUGCGAUCUCGCUGGCGACGCUUGAAUUGCUCCAUGCCAAUAUGCAACCACGAUUGCCGCACCUCCCGCCUUUGAUUCACUCCAUCGAGGUGGUAUGCCCCACCGACAAGCGUGUCGCUCGAACGCGAUCGAUUGCGCCCGUUCCAGUCAAGCAAUUUGCCCUGGACAACCACCUCCCCAUUCAUCACGUCCCUGACAACGCAAAAGCACGUCGGCAGUGGACUGUGCCGCCGCCUGCCACCGGGUCCGCCUUUGACAUUGCCGUGGUCGUCUCGUUUGGCUAUUUCAUCCAUCCCCCGAUGCUGGCCAACGUUGCCAAGGGAGCGAUCAACAUGCACCCGUCCAUCUUGCCCAAGUAUCGCGGACCGGCGCCGAUCCCGCGAGCGUUGUAUCACGGGGACAAAGCGACGGGCAUUUCAAUCAUUGAAAUCGACCCGAGGGCGUUCGAUGUAGGCCGGAUCCUCUACUGCGACGACACGAUCGCGAUCCCCGACACCGCCACCUUACCAGAGUUAUCCAAGCGGUUGGCCUCGCGAGGCGCCGAAUGCGUUCUGCACACGUUGCGCGAUAUCGAUACCCUUUUCCAACACGCGCGGCCACAGGACGAAGCAAGCGCCACCGCAGCACCCAAGAUGCGCCGUGAGGACGGGAUUGUGUUGUGGACGGAAACCGCGGCGCAAUUGUACAACAUGUGGCGGGCAGUCGGGGCAUCGUACGGCGUCGUGGCGUCGCUGGGCGGCAAAGCGAUCAAGUUUAUCGAGAUGCACCGACCAAACAUGGAUGCUGCGGUGGCGUUUGAAACGCGGGUCGCGGCGAGUGUCCCAGCCGCGGCUGGAAUGUGCUGGUACGACAAAGCCACCAAGGGAUUGUGGAUCCAGGCCGCCGAUCGCGAGUGGAUUGUCGUGUUGCGCGUUCAAGUUGCCAACCGCGCCGUCCGAACGGCGUCCGAAUUUGCCGACGGACAACGAGUGCGACCGCUCCAACCCUUUCGAUUUGACCAGAACGACGUAGUCGACGCCGCGUCGCGAUCGGUCCGUUGCAACUAG